Messenger RNA from Colossoma macropomum (tambaqui), 1571 nucleotides. Its product is annotated as nuclear apoptosis-inducing factor 1-like. The record is from RefSeq and is a predicted model, not a curated record. The coding region runs from base 203 to 1075 and encodes 290 amino acids. NCBI's taxonomy places the organism in Eukaryota, Metazoa, Chordata, Actinopteri, Characiformes, Serrasalmidae. Gene Ontology annotation, cellular component: nucleus. The transcript is spliced from 2 exons. Gene Ontology annotation, biological process: regulation of transcription by RNA polymerase II. Gene Ontology annotation, molecular function: RNA polymerase II cis-regulatory region sequence-specific DNA binding; DNA-binding transcription factor activity, RNA polymerase II-specific.
AGCGUGGUUAGUGUUUACAGAGUUUAUAGAACUCAACUAAAACUAAGCGAAGUCAAUUGCGCCAACGGAGAGCCGCAGCGCAGCGCGCGCAUUUUUCUGCGCGUUUACCCCCCCUAGCGAGGUUGUGGGGGUUGAGGGGGAGGUGUGGACAUACCAUUGUUUUCUAGAGCUUGUAGAUCAACGGGGCCCGCAGACGCGCCCAAUGGAGUCUAACAUGAGGUUUAGAACACGAAAGGUGAGGUUUAGCGACAGAGAGCUCGGCGUUUUAGUGGAAGAAACGCUGAGAGCGCAGAGCAAACUCAACCGGCUGCUUCCCAACAGAGUGAGGAAUAACGCGUGGCGCCGGAUUCUGAGAAAAGUGAACUCGGUGGCCAAGUCGAGGAGGACCCUCAACGAGGUGAAGAAGAGGUGGUACGACGUGAAAAGGCAGCGAGGACGAGACCUUGAGAGGCUUUAUCAUCAGAUGACGAUGCGGACAUCGGGUGAAAGCUGUUCUUCAGACGAAGAAAGAGGUUCGUGCAACACUGAAUUUGUCAACUUUGUCAAAGAGGAACCGGAGGAACCGAAAGAGCUUCAGCUUCAGCUUCAGCCAGAUCCAUUUCUGACGGACAGUAAAUUGAACGGACAGCUGAUGCCCUGCGUUCCUAUGAUCAAACUGGAGGAUAUAGCCCACCACAUUUCUGCCACACCGUUGUAUUCAAGCACAGAUCUGGAGAGUCUACCAGAACAGAAUCCACCCCAGCUGAAUUGUCAAACCAGUCCAGCGCUUGAUGCUCUGAAUUCUUCUUGCACCGACGAGAGUCCAAAUGUUGAUUCUCCACAGUCUCCACAUAACAGCGAGAUUGAGGACGUACCAAGUCCAUCUGCUGUAGUAGCUGCGAUCUCAGCAGAGAUGAAACAAAUGAAUGCCGCGUGCAGUGCAAUGCUCGCCAGCUCUACCCAGUUAUUAAGUGCUGUGGAGGGAUUGAACAGAGUUAUUGACGCCAUGAACUACCAGCGUAGUUAUUUCCAUCAGAGGAUGUUGGAUUCCCUGGACACCAUUGCUAUUAUGCUGAAGAAACGUGAUGAAGUUUAAGUGGAUCCAUUAGAACCACCUGUAAUACACAAGAACACUCUACAACAACCGUUAAAACAAGCCUAUUUAGGGAAAAAUUGCCUUCCUUUCUUGUUUAUAGGCUAUGAAACUAAUGCAGUAAUUCUAAUGUUACAUAUUUUUGAUUAAAGUUUACUUUGUCAUCUUGCAUGCUUGUCUUGGGUUUUUUUCUACUUUUUAGUUUGUCCAAGCGCUUCGUAAAGGGGAAAUUUCUUCAUGAUUUACACGUUAUAAUGUAAACAAACCCAUUUGAUGGGAAAUAGAGAAAUAUGGCUGGUUGGAAUUGUUCACAGUGGUGGUGAUAGGAACCAGACAUCAUUUAAUGCCUCUGAAAGCUCCCUCACAGGAAGUUACUACAUUUAACAGUUAAUAGUAUGUAGUAUAUUUUUCUUUAUUCCAUUUAUGGUGUAGGGCUACAUGCAGAGAAAGGCAAAAUAGCUCCUAAAGAAAACUUCUUUUUUCAGAUUGACCGCUACUU